GAACCUGGGAGACCAGGGGGAGGGUCUACGUCGUUCAUUGGCCACACGUGACGGUAUCCCCGCCCUUCCCUCCGUCUCUUCCCUGUUUCCGGGUCCUCGAGCAUUUCCAUUGGCCGAGGCACCGGUUACCCGUGACACAGCUCGUUUUUCAAAAUUCCUAUUUGUCCGCUCGCCUCGCGUUCAACCCGGAAGCGCCAGCCCAACUGCUUUCCUAUUGGCCCUGCCUACAUUCACGUGACUUCAGACACGCCCUCAAAGCCGGUCCUGAGGACUUGCUUCCUGGUUGAUAGCCAAGCGGCCCACGUGAUUGGCCGCCACCGCCCGCUCCCCCUGCUCCCCUAUUGGUUGGGGCUGCCUCUCUCCAUCUCCCUCGGUGAAGACGCCGCGUUUCUGCUGGGUAGCGGAUCCCGCGGCUUCGGAGCUUCGGUGACCCGCUCGGCGCAUGGCGUCCCAGGGUCGUCGGCGGAGGCCGCCGCGGAGGCCCGAGACGGUGGUGCCGGGGGAGGCGGCCGAGACGGACUCGGAGCUCUCCGCGUCCUCAUCGGAGGAGGAGGAGCUGUACCUGGGCCCCUCGGGCCCGACGCGCGGCCGCCCCACGGGGCUGCGGGUGGCCGGGGAGGCCGCGGAGACCGACUCGGAGCCGGAGCCGGAGCCGACGGCCGCGCCGAGGGACCUGCCUCCGCUGGUGGUGCAGCGGGACACGGCGGGGGAGGCCUGGGCCGCGGAGGAGGUCCCGGCGCCCGCCCCCGCGCGCUCGCUGCUGCAGCUCCGGCUGGCCGAGAGCCAGGCGCGGCUGGACCACGACGUGGCGGCCGCCGUGAGCGGCGUGUACCGCCGCGCGGGCCGCGACGUGGCCGCCCUGGCCGGCAGGCUGGCGGCCGCCCAGGCGGCGGGGUUGGCGGCGGCCCACAGCGUGCGCCUGGCACGAGGGGACCUCUGCGCGCUGGCCGAGCGCCUGGACAUCGUGGCCGGCUGCCGCCUGCUGCCCGACAUCCGCGGCGUGCCGGGGACCGAGCCGGAGCAAGACCCGGGACCGCGGGCCUAGCCUUGACCCACUGCACCGCUGGACUCUGCGCCCUGGGGAUAGGCCUUGCGGCCUAGGACCUGGCUUCGUACCCUGUGAAGCCCCCUCGCAUCUCCCUGUCACUCUCAGGACUAACCCCGCCCCCUGUAUAAUACUGUGUGUCAGGUGGAUAAUGUGUUCAUCUUCUGGCGCGUAGCCCAGCCCUGCCCUGCCCCUUGCAUCUGUUCCUUCCUCUGGUCCUGGCCCUGCUCCCUGGUUCCGAGCCUGUCUCUAAGGCUUGGCUCCAGCCCCUGGCUAACUAGCCGCUCCUUGAUGUGUCUCCAUCCUGGGGCUCCGUGCUCCACCUUUUCCUUGCUCUCUGCCUGUCUGAGUUUGCUUUCUUCCCACAGGAAUCCCAGAAUCACGGCAGAUUCCCUGGCAUCUUCCUUCACUCCCUUGGCUCUGCCUCCCAUGCUAGCUCCACUUCUGGAAUUUUGUCCCGCUGGGCUGGGCCCUUUUUCUGCUCCCCUGGCUUGGUUCUGUUUCCCUCUCCUCGUUCUAGUUCUUGCUCUGCCGUCUCCUGGCUCCUCCUCAGACUUAGCUCCAAUCCCUCGGCCUGAUCUUGUAUCCUGGAUCCAGCUGUCCCCCUAGGAUUGGUUUUGCUUCUUUUUGCUUUUCGCAUCCUGCUUGGACUACCUACCUGAUCCGGGGCUCCAAAGGCCCCCUGUGGUUUCCUUCCUCAGGCCCAAGAUGAGGCCCCCUACCGACCCAAAGGGGUGGUCCUCCUGACUCUCCAGGACCAGGGUGGCACCCUUCAGGUACUCAGGGCCCAGUACAGCCCUGCCCUGGUACUUUGGACGCCAGAUGACAGCCCUUUGCAGAUAAGGAUCACAUGCCUGGUCCGUGCAUGCUAAACCCCUGGAUCUGUCGGCCCCUGCAUGCUAAAAGGACUUGGAUUUCUGAAUUGUGUCAGUGUCGGGGCUUAGCUCCCUCUUUCUGCCCCUUCCCUUCUGCUCCCUCUUCUGGUCCCAUUCACAUUUCCUCCCCACCCCCAACUCUGUUAUCCCAGGCGGAAGCUGAGAUCUGAGCCCCCAGGAUGGAGAUGUGGGGAAAAGCACUUUAUAGCGGACUCAUUAAAACUCAAAACCAUUACUGAUGUGCUCAACUCCUCUUGAAUCCCCACCUAAGCUGGGGGUGGGUCGGUUGGUGAUUUCGAGAAUGCGGUCCCACGAGAGGACCCUAAGCUUUCUGCCCUGGCUUUGCAUUUAUUUGUAUUUCAUUCAUUGGACACACAUUCACUGGCCUGUUUUGUGCCUGUCCUGUGCUGGGCACUGGGGGGGCAACAGCCCGUCCGGGCCCUCACAGAGCCGACAGUCCACUGGGGGAGACAGACAUUAAUAAAAUAUUCUGGUAAAUAAA
This is a messenger RNA of Equus caballus (horse), 2422 nucleotides long. RefSeq names its product biogenesis of lysosomal organelles complex 1 subunit 3 (gene BLOC1S3). NCBI's taxonomy places the organism in Eukaryota, Metazoa, Chordata, Mammalia, Perissodactyla, Equidae. Gene Ontology annotation, cellular component: BLOC-1 complex. The record is from RefSeq and is a predicted model, not a curated record.